This is a messenger RNA of Arabis nemorensis, 588 nucleotides long. The record is from the annotation of a GenBank genome assembly. NCBI's taxonomy places the organism in Eukaryota, Viridiplantae, Streptophyta, Magnoliopsida, Brassicales, Brassicaceae.
AUGACACGAUUCCCUUCGGUAUGGGACACGGCACGCGCAUCGGUUCCCUUCGGCACAGGACGCGAUACACGUACCAACUCCCUUAGGCACGGGACGUGGCACGCGUACCGGUUCCCUUCGCUACAGACGGGGUACGUGACGCAAUUCCCUUUGCCACAAGACGCGUUACGCGCACCGAUUCCCUUUGACAUGGGACGCGGUACGCAUACUGGCUCCCUUCGACACGGGACGCGAAAUGCGUACCGAUUCGCUUCAGCACGGGAUGCGGUACGCGACGCGAUACCCUUCGGCACGGAAUGCAGCACGUGCAUCGGUUCCCUUCAACACGGGAUGCGGUACACGUACCGUCUCCCUUCACCAUGGGACGCAACAUACGUACAGGUUCACUUCGGCAUGGAACGCGGUAUGCGACGUGAUUCCCUUCGACACAAAACGCGGCACGCACACCAGUUCCCUUCGGCAUGGGAUCCCGUACACGUACCGGAUCCUUUCGACACUGGACACGACACGCGUACUAGCUCACUUCAGCACGGGAUGCGAUACGUGAAUCUGAGCCCUUCAACAAACGACACAAUGAAAAAGUCCUAA